UUUCAAGGGUGGGUGGCGGAGAGGGAGGGACGGAGAGAACCUAACAGGUUGAUCCUUCCCCGUAGGGCUGGAAAAGCCGCUAAGGGCCUCAACUCUCAUGGCCUUGAACCCUGAGGACCCCUGUGGUGGGUUCCACCAUGCCAAGGUGGCGGACUUCAUCAACGAGAAGAUGGCUGGGCACGUGAAAGGCCCCGAGUUCUACAUCGAGAAUAUGUCCUCGUCCUGGGAGGAGGUGGAGGGCAAGCUCAGGGCCAUCCUGGAAAACAGCACUGUGUCCAGCGAGGCCAAGGAAGCCUGCGCCUGGGGCGGCCUGGCCCUGAGCGUGCGCUUCGCCUGCAGGCAGAGCCAUUUACAGGGGUGCAGGGUGCAGUGGCUGCAUGACUUCGCCAAGCUGCAUAGGUCGGCCGCGCAGUCCCUGGCUGCAGACCUGAAGGUGCUCACUGCGCAGCAGGAACUGGAGCGGAAGGACGCGGCUUCUCAGCUGCAGCUGCUCCGGGCCUCUCUGGCGGAAGUGCAGGAGGAGCGGGACCAGCUGAGGGGGAAGCUCCUCCAGGCUGAACUGCGGCAGCCAUUGGAGCGGACCACAGGGUGGCCAACUGUGGCCGCUGAUGAUGGGGCUGGGACAGAAGGAGAAGGCGAAGAGGAAGAGAAGGCGAUGGCGGCUCCUGCUACCACUGCUGCUGCUGAUGCCACAGGAGGAGAGGAGGAGAGGGAUGCAGCAGGAGCUACUACCACCCCUGCUACUGAGGCGACACGGGAGCUGAGCGGAAGCUUCCUGCAGCUUCUUGGAGCUGUGAAACCGAAAAAUUUCACCUCCGAAGGGCAGCGGGAGGGCGAGCUCAGGUCAUUGGGAACAGCCAAGGUUUAUUUCUCUGGGGCUGUGAAACCUGGGCCCACAGCCUCGCCGGCACACUUUCCUGUCCAACUCCCUGCCUCAUUCACAUACUCAUACCCCUGCCCCUCAUCCUCAUUCCCAGACCCACCCGCACCCACACCAUCCCCACGAACAGCCACGUUCACAGCAUCAGUUCCACCUCAGAUGGCUCCCCAUCGGGGGGCCUCUGAUGUUAGCUUUUGGUCUGAGGGAGGGGCCCAGGGAAUAGAUCCUCAAGAACCCCAAAGAAGCAGGAGAGACCCCAAAUUCCAUAAGCAGAGAAGAGCUCCAUUAGUGCGCAGGUUGGGAGAUUGGGACUGCUCUUGGUGUAAAGCUGUGAAUUUUUCACGGCGGAAAACUUGCUUCCGCUGUGGGAGGGGAAUCUGGCUACAAAAGUCUGAGUGAAUGCGGAAAUGUGAGCUGGAAC
Molecule: messenger RNA, 1301 nt
Organism: Loxodonta africana (African savanna elephant)
Lineage: Eukaryota; Metazoa; Chordata; Mammalia; Proboscidea; Elephantidae
Gene: TEX13A
Product: testis expressed 13A
Exons: 2
Coding region: 98-1279 (393 amino acids)
Molecular function (GO): mRNA binding
Source: RefSeq, a predicted model, not a curated record